AUGGUGAGCAUUACGAUUGUCAUUGUUGCUGAAGCUACGAGGAAGAGAGAUACGCCGAGGUCCGCGGCCGCUCGUCCCGUCGUUUCGGUUUUCUCUGAGGGAGGUGACUCCGUGGCUGGUACCGUCCAGCUCCCCGGUGUCUUCAAGGCCCCCAUCCGUUCCGAUGUCGUUCGAUUCGUGUUCACCAACAUGAACAAGAACAAGCGUCAGGCUUACGCCGUCAGCGUCAAGGCUGGUCACCAAACCUCAGCUGAGUCCUGGGGUACCGGUCGUGCUGUUGCUCGUAUCCCCCGUGUCAGUGGUGGUGGUACACACCGUGCUGGUCAGGCCGCCUUCGGCAACAUGUGUCGUGGUGGUCGUAUGUUCGCUCCCACCAAGACUUGGCGUAAGUGGCACGUAAAGACCAACCAGAACCAGAAGCGUUUUGCUACUGCUUCUGCCGUUGCUGCCUCUGCCCUUCCUAGUUUGGUCUUUGCUCGUGGUCACAAGAUCGACCAGGUUAACGAGAUCCCCCUCGUUAUUGGGAACGGUGUGGAGUCCUUCAAGAAGACUAAAGAGGCCGUUGCCUUGUUGAAAGCUAUCAACGCCUACACAGACGUUGAGAAGGUUACCAACUCUAAGAAGCUCCGUGCUGGUGUUGGAAAGUUGAGGAACCGUCGCCACACGCAGAGGCGUGGUCCCUUGGUCAUCUACAACGAGGACAAAGGUCUCGUCAAGGCUUUCCGCAACAUCCCCGGUGUUGAGCUGGCCAGCGUAGAUGCCCUCAACCUCCUUCAGCUUGCCCCUGGCGGUCACGUCGGCCGUUUCGUGAUCUGGACUCAAGCCGCCUUCGAGAAGCUUGAUGCUCUCUUUGGUGACGCUACCAAGGGCGCUGAGCUCAAGAAGAACUACAAUCUUCCGUUCCCUAUUAUCUCCAACCCCGACCUCCCCCGCUUGAUCAACUCCGAUGAGAUCCAGGCCGUUGUUCGUGUUGCCGGAUCGGCUAAGAACAAGCGUCCCUUCACACAGCGCAAGAACCCUCUCCGUAACACUGGUGUACUCGUGCGUCUCAACCCUUACGCCCAGACUUUGCGUCGUCGGGAACUCUUGGCAGAGGAGGCAAGGAAGGAGGGAAAGAAGGGCCGUACCGCGAAGGUUGCCUCAAAGCGGGGUCUUAACAAGGAGUUCAAGGAGUCUCUUUUGAGCCAGGUUUAA
This is a messenger RNA of Spizellomyces punctatus DAOM BR117, 1194 nucleotides long. RefSeq lists its product as uncharacterized. Gene Ontology annotation, biological process: translation. Bases 1 to 1194 code for a protein of 397 amino acids. Gene Ontology annotation, molecular function: structural constituent of ribosome; RNA binding. Lineage: Eukaryota; Fungi; Chytridiomycota; Chytridiomycetes; Spizellomycetales; Spizellomycetaceae. The record is from RefSeq and is a predicted model, not a curated record. Gene Ontology annotation, cellular component: ribosome; cytosolic large ribosomal subunit. The transcript is spliced from 3 exons.